AUGGAGGAACCUCAACAAGGACAACUUCCAGCUGGAGGAAGGGGAAGAGGAAGAGAAGGAGGAGGAAGGAGAGGAAGAGGAAGAGGAGGAGGGGUGCGGAUGCGUGGUGGUGGAGUAGGGGGAAGAGGGCGAGGAGUGCGUAGGCAUCACACUGUCCCCGAUGAAAUUCGAGCCACCAUUAUUGACCAUGUAGUCAAUCAUGGCCUAACCAUGGCAGAGGCAGGGCGCCGAGUGCAGCCUAACAUGCCACGCUCUACAGUCUCCUCCAUCAUACAACCCUUUCGCAGGGAAAACAGAAUUGGGCAACAGCCUCCUUUGGGCGGUAGAAGGAGAUUGCUCACAGAUCCCCAGGAACAAGCCAUCUGCAACAUGGUUAUACAAAACAAUGCCAUCACACUCACACAGAUCCGCAAUGCAGUCCUUCAAGACGAAUCCAUCUUCCACAAUAUCAACUCCAUUAGCAUCUCAACCAUAGACCGGGUACUGAAGAGAAAUCAUAUGACCAUGAAACAAAUAUACAGGGUACCAUUCGACAGGAACACAGAGAGGGUGAAAGAACUGCGGUACCAGUAUGUGCAGAGAAUAAUGGCAUUGGAGGGGAUUGAAACACCUCAUCUCCUGGUGUUUGUAGAUGAGGCUGGUUUCAAUCUGGCCAAGAGCCGCAGGCGCGGACGUAACAUCAUUGGCCAGCGGGCCACAGUGGACGUCCCGGGUCAAAGAGGGGGAAAUAUUACAAUGUGUGCGGCCAUUUCUGACAAUGGUGUGGCCACACGUAUUGCAAGCCUGGGCCCAUACAACACUCAGAGGCUCCUCCUCUACCUGGACCAUCUGUAUAUGGAUUUAGUCCCCGAAAAUGAAAGGGGUCUCGAAGCACCCCACCUACCACAGUUUGUCAUUGUGUGGGACAAUGUGAGCUUUCACCGUGGCCCACUCAUCAGAGCAUGGUUCAACAGCCAUCCAAGGAUGCGUAAUGUGUUUUUACCACCAUAUUCGCCGUUUCUCAAUCCUAUUGAAGAGUUUUUCUCUGCUUGGAGAUGGAGAGUUUAUGAACGCCACAUUGGGGAUCAGAGGUCUCUCCUCAAUGCGAUGGAUGCUGCCUGUGAAGACAUCACAGGCGAUCAGUGUCGGGGUUGGCUAAGACAUUCACGCCGCUUCUUCCCAUGCUGCAUCGCAAGGGAGAACAUCCGGUGCGAUGUAGAUGAAAAUCUGUGGCCAAACAGCAGCGGAUGGAUGGCCAGGAGGAUGAGGAUGGUGACCAGGAGAGGGUGGGGGAAGACGGCAACAGCGACUAGUCCAAGUGUUUCAUUUCUGGAACUUUAUUGCUUUUUUGGUUCAUGUUUAUAUUUUGCCAUACAGCCUUUCAGCGCGAGGACGCAUGAUAUCACAUGCAGAAGGUCAAUGAAUAUUUUCCUUUUACCUAUAUUCUCUUCCAAACUCAUUGAUGAACAUCUGAACCCUUAUGACCUUUCACCCUGCAUGCACACCAAGCAGUCAAGCUCCUUUUUCUUGGAUAAACCUGAUGUGAGCCAUGCCAAAGUAUUUUUACCUGUCGACAUAUCUCAGUGA
Messenger RNA from Neoarius graeffei (lesser salmon catfish), 1566 nucleotides. RefSeq lists its product as uncharacterized. The transcript is spliced from 4 exons. Lineage: Eukaryota; Metazoa; Chordata; Actinopteri; Siluriformes; Ariidae. The record is from RefSeq and is a predicted model, not a curated record. The coding region runs from base 1 to 1566 and encodes 521 amino acids. Gene Ontology annotation, molecular function: nucleic acid binding.